Molecule: messenger RNA, 5110 nt
Organism: Sinocyclocheilus grahami
Lineage: Eukaryota; Metazoa; Chordata; Actinopteri; Cypriniformes; Cyprinidae
Product: receptor tyrosine-protein kinase erbB-3-like
Exons: 24
Coding region: 601-4296 (1231 amino acids)
Biological process (GO): neurogenesis; multicellular organism development; cell surface receptor protein tyrosine kinase signaling pathway
Cellular component (GO): plasma membrane; basal plasma membrane; signaling receptor complex
Molecular function (GO): neuregulin receptor activity; ATP binding; neuregulin binding
Source: RefSeq, a predicted model, not a curated record
GGCUGUGAGGACUGUUGGUUACUGAGGGAAAUUCAUAAUGGCCAAAAGUUCCCUAUCAAGGCUUUAUGACUUGUUUACAUGUUUGAAAUAAACGAGUGCACGGGCUUUGGAAUUACACGGUCGACGUCACGUUAAUCAGACCCAAUCAGCGUUCAGCAUCGUUCACCUGUCCGCGUAAACAGGUAACAAACCUCGAGACAACAUUCCUGCGUGCGCUCGAGCGUUUUCAUAUUUACAAAUCUUUUAACCUCGUCUGAAUUCUGGUCGCUUUUUUUUUAGUCUUCAAACUUUUGAUUGUAUUACCAUUUUUGUUUGAGUCAAAGUGUUUGCUUUCAGCUACUUUAUAGUCUAGCCUAUACUUUUCCGUAACAGACGGAAAUGGACUACUUGAUAUUUUGUUCGUUUGCACUGCACUGAAUAUGAUAUUUGAACAUUUUGGAUUAAAAAGGGAAGAAGAGAGAGAGAGAGAAAAAACUUAAGUCAGGAAUUUCUGUCAAACCGAAGUGAAGGGAGCAUCAUCUCUUCCACGCUUCUUUCGCCAUGGAUAUUUAACUGUCUGCUCAGACUGACGGACUGACUUCAGAUUGGGAAUAUUGUCUGAUGAGGAUGAUGAAGAUGAAUGCUGCUGUGCUGCAGAUGCUCGCGCUGUGUCUCGCGCUCCGUUCACCUGCGCGCGCUCAGACGGAGGAAGCUAAACAUGAAGUGUGUACAGGCACACAGAACUCACUGAGUGUGACAGGAAGCUCUGAGGUCCAGUACAAACUCAUGAAAGAGAUGUACACGGGCUGCAAGAUUGUCAUAGGAAACCUGGAGAUCACGCAGAUGGAGCACAACCGCGAUUUCUCAUUCCUACAGUCUAUCCGUGAGGUUACGGGCUACAUCCUCAUCGCCAUAAACCAGUUCAGACAUUUACCGCUGGAACAGCUGCGAGUCAUCCGAGGGACGUCUCUAUAUGAAGAUCGCUUCGCUCUCGCCAUCCUCGUCAACUAUCAGAAAGAUGGAGUGUACGGACUAAAGGAGCUGGGCCUCACACACUUAACAGAGAUCCUGGAGGGCGGAGUGCAGAUCAUCCAGAAUAAAUUCUUGAGCUAUGCGCCGCAGAUUAACUGGCUAGACAUUGUGAAAGACAGUGGGGCAGAAAUCAUCAUUGAAGACAACGGAUCAGAAUCUCCCUGUCAUGAGUCUUGUGGGGGUCGGUGUUGGGGUCCUGGAAAUGACUCUUGUCAAAUCUUGACUAAGACAGUGUGCGCACCACAGUGCAACAGCCGUUGUUUUGGCCGCAGCCCGAGCGAGUGCUGUCACAUAGAGUGUGCCGGAGGCUGCACUGGGCCGCUCGACACCAACUGCUUUGCCUGCAGAAAUUUUAACAACUCGGGGUCAUGUGUGCCGCAGUGUCCUCAGGCUCUCAUCUAUAAUAAAGUGACGUUCAAACUGGAACCGAAUCCUAAUGCAAAAUACCAGUAUGGCACAAUAUGUGUAUCACAUUGUCCUACUAACUUUGUUGUAGACGGAAGUUCGUGUGUUAGCAGCUGUCCAGCAGACAAGAUGGAGGUGGAUAAAAAAGGAAUGAAAAGAUGUGAGCCGUGUGGGGGUCUCUGUCCGAAAGCAUGUGUUGGCACUGGUACACUUUCCAGACAGACCGUAGACUCGCAGAACAUCGACAGCUUCAUAAACUGCACUAAGAUUCAGGGCAGCCUGCAUUUCCUUGUAACAGGAAUUAAAGGAGACAGUUACAAUAAUAUUAGUGCUCUUGAUCCAAAGAAACUGAAGAUCUUCAACACUGUCAGAGAGAUCACAGAUAUUCUGAGUAUUCAGUCUUGGCCUGAAGAGCUGGAAAAUAUUUCUGUUUUCUCAAAUCUAGCAACAAUACAGGGAAGAACUCUGUACAGAGGUUACUCGCUUUUGGUGAUGAAGAUUCCUACGUUGAAGUCCCUGGAUCUUCGCUCACUGAAACGGAUCGGUGACGGAGGCAUCUACAUCACGGGAAACAAACAGCUCUGUUAUCAUCACACUGUUAAUUGGACACGUCUGUUCGGGAGCGGCCCUCGGGCCCAGCGCCGCCAGAAACCCCUCGACAUCAAGGACAACCACCCACAAGAGCAAUGCAUUGAAGAAGGGCAUGUGUGUGAUCCCCUGUGUUCAUCUGAGGCCUGCUGGGGUCCGGGACCCGAGCAGUGUGUGUCUUGCAAGAACUACAGCAGAGGAGGAACAUGUGUACCACAAUGCAACUUCCUGUCAGGUGAAAAACGUGAGUUUGCCGGAACUAAAAAAGAGUGUAUGCCGUGUCACCAAGAGUGUGCUGUGCAGGACAGCAAACACACCUGCAAAGGACCGGGUGCUAAUGAGUGCGCAGCCUGUGCACAUUUGCAGGAUGGGCCGUACUGUGUGUCCUCAUGUCCAGAGGGGGUUCAGGGGGAAAAUGGACUCAUCAUUUAUAAGUUCCCCAAUAGCCAGCACAAAUGCCAACCGUGCCAUGCCAACUGCACCCUGGGGGUCACAUUUCAUAUGUUGGCUAUGGGGAGUCUGGACCACCCGUAUAUAGUCCGGCUCUUAGGCAUCUGUGCAGGGCCCAGUCUGCAGCUGGUCACUCAGCUCAGCCCACAGGGGUCUUUGCUGGAGCACAUCCAGCAGCACAGUGAGAGCCUCAACCCUCAGAGACUGCUCAACUGGUGUGUGCAGAUUGCCAAGGGUAUGUACUAUCUAGAGGAACAGCGAAUGGUCCACAGGAACCUGGCUGCCCGCAACAUUCUGCUCAAGAGCGACUUUAUUGUUCAAAUAGCCGAUUAUGGCAUCGCUGACCUCCUCUACCCUGAUGACAAGAAAUACUUCUUCAAUGAAAUUAAGACCAAACAAAGUUGGAUGAUUGAUGAAAAUGUUCGGCCAACUUUCAAGGAGCUAGCCAAUGAGUUCACCCGAAUGGCCAGAGACCCCUCCCGAUAUCUCGUCAUCACAGAGGAGCAAAGAGCUCCUGACCCGGCCUCAGAUGAGUCCCAUCAGAGAGGAACUGAGAUGGCCAUUCUAGGGGUGGCGCUGGAGGACCAGGAAGAUACGAUAGACAUGCCACGCUAUAUAACACCAUCCAGAAGUUUCUCUAGAUUGCGUAUAGAUUCUCAUCGGUCAAGUCUGACUCCAUCCAAUAUUGCUGGAUAUCUACCAAUGACCCCUGGUCUGGAGAGCUCAGUGCAGACGGGAUGGGCAUCUCGGUCUCGUCUCGACUCUGGAUGCACUGUUUCUGAGAGCUCAGAGGGACGGGGAACUGCAGUGGAGCUGGAGAUGAACGAGGACAUCUCUUCGGUUGGCAGCAUGAGGAGGGUCACACAUCGUGAGGACAGCGCUUACAUGUCACAGCGGGACAGCCUAUCAGGACCUCCGGAAACAACCUCCACAGGGACUCCAGGAGAAGAAGACCAAAAUGGAUACGUGUUGCCUGGGUUUGGUGAAAGUCCAGAGAAAGAAACUCUUCUAUUCACAUCAUCACGUGCAAAACGUUCACAAAGGAGAAUCUCAAGAGGUCAUUCUGGCGACUUUUUGGAGGCCCACAGUGUUGUGGGUGAAGAAUACGAGUAUAUGAACAAUCAGACCCUCUCUCUCGGGCAUAUACCAGGGCAGCUUAAAGAUUACAAUCAGCGACCGCCACGCAACCGUAGCGCCUCCUUCAACCCUGCCGGCUUGUACAGCAAUCACAAAUCUCUAGGGUCCAGCAGGCCCAGUAAGAGAUCAUCGAUCGAGGGCUCAGAAAGUAGCGGCGGUCUCUCCCAGUCCUCGACUGACCAAAGGAGUCACAGCGAUGGCGAUUUCCUAUCCAGUGAAACGGAGUACACUGACGGCGAUCUGGAUCUCCAGGGGGUUCAGUACGAGUACAUGGACAUCCGUGGUGGUGCAGGACCACCAACUAACAUGGUACUCAAACUUCACCUCCCAAGACCGGUUUCCCAUCCUCCUCUCCGAAGAUCGCCACAAGACGAUGAAGACGAAUAUGUGGAGGAAGACUAUCAGUACACUAACCACCAGCCUCGGCUGAGGAAUUCGCUCAGGGUUCAGGGGUUAAUGCAAGGGGAAGGAGAAGUGUAUGAAUAUGAGGAUAUGGACUCAUUGGCUGCAGGUGGAGCAUCAGCAGCUGAAUACCAGAAUCUGGAGGGAGAAGAUGAGGAGAGUGUUGGGCUGACGGAUGAACCCCGGAGCCUGGGGCCAGAAGAGUAUUUAAAAGUUCAUGCAGGGACGGAACAUAAAGCUUUUGAUAACCCUGACUAUUGGCACAGCAGGUUGUUUCAUAAAGCCAAUGCUGUCCGCACGUAGCAAUGGAGAAUAGCUUGAAGGAACUUGAUGCAAAUGAAUAAAUGCAAGCUGAACUUUCUUCAGUGGCCAAUGUUCAGGAUAUUAUUCAAUAAUCCAGAGAAAAACUGAUGCAGUCUUGACAAAAUAAAUGUAUUUUGAUCUCAAAUGUAUUCUUGAUGUAAAAAAUGUGGCAUUAUGGUUCAGAUACAUUGAAACAAGAGCAGCUUUGUUCUUUUUUUACUAUGGUGGAGGUACCAGAAUGGCCAGAUUCAUGAGCUACACAUUGAAUGGGAAGAUAUUUACUGUAUAUCUGGAUGUGUAUGUAUGUAAGUGUGUGGUUGCUUAAAAUGUUCUGUUCAUGCCAAGUUUGUGUAACUCAUCAAGAGAAGCCAUAAGUUUGCUGUUGUGAGUGUUCAUCUGAAAUAUAGUGUGUUCAUGAAGUGCCCAAUUCAGUCAGCAGCUGUUACUGCCAAAUCACUGUACAUCUGUUCAGAUUGCACUCGAAUUAUUUCACAAUUUAAGUGUAAUUUUCGAAAUAACUGUUUUCGAAAUAUCUAAUCUGAGGUAUUUACAUUUGGAAUUUAUCUAAUUAUUAUGUCAGUUGAAUAGCAUAUUGAUUGAAUUUGGGUAAAGUUGUUUUUGAUGUCUUUGAGGUGUUUGUUGUCCAUGCCUUCUGAACAAAUCAAUAAUGAAGUACUUGUAUUAUGUUUCAAAUGAAAUGGCCAGUAAACAAGCUUUUAUAACAAACUGUAGUUUUGUAUACGCAUAUCAAACUAAAGUAUUUUCUCAACUUUGUAACAGUUUGAAAUGAUUUUUUAUUUGCUUUUAUCUUCAU